UCCUAUGUGAAUGCAUUACGCGGUCCCUAACUGUGGGCUGGUUUCCCAGAGAGAACCGGUGUCCUAGAUCUCCCCGGAAAACUCUCCUCAGACCGGGUUUCCUGGCUGUGGGCCAGGGAGAGUCAGCAGUGAGCAGCGCAGCGGCGGGCGCCACAGCCAGGCAUCCCUGGAACCUCCCAGGCGUCACACUCCUCAGCCAGUUCUGCUCACCUGUGAAUCUGAACUAAGAGCCCUGGAUGGUGAAGAGAGGAAACUGUAGCAAAGGAUCCAGGGUCUGUUAAUAUUCAUGAAUGUGGCUGUGGAAUACCCAUAGGAUGAAUAGGAGUAUUUAGACUCAGCCCAGAGGACAUUGUACGUAUAUGUGAUGCUGGAGAAUUAUAGCCAUCUAUUCUUUGUAGGAUUCCAGUCAGAAACUUAAAGAAGAACAAGAAGAAAGAUGAAUGCUUCUCUAGUAAAUACUCCCCAGCCUGUAGAGUUCAGAAGAGAUCAUUGGAUUUCAAAAACUUGGAUGAGAAAUCUGUUAUGAAGUUUCAGGCAGGUGCUGGGAAACAACUUUGGAUUAUAGAAUCUAAACUGCAGACAAAUUUUCAAAUAAUGUUAUGAUGGUAAGACCUUUACCUGCUGAUGAGGUCUUAGAAAACAUCAGAAAAUUUAUGAAGAGGAGAGACCUUAUAAAUGGUCUUUUAACAUUCAAGGAUGUGGCUGUGGACUUCUCAGAGGAGGAAUGGGAAUAUCUUGACCCUGCUCAGAGGAGAUUGUACUUGAAUGUGAUGUUGGAGAAUUACAGAAAUCUAUUUUUUGUGGAGAAUCAUCACAUAUGUGAUAAAUAUGAGAAUUUUCAAGACACACAGCAUAUUGUUGAUGACCCUGUGAAUAUCCAUGAGAAGUCUUAUAAAUGUCAUAAGCUUGGCAAAAUCAUUCAUAAAUCUACUGAAUGUAUACCAUAUAAGACUAACCUUGGGGAUACAUCUAUUAAAUCAUCGCAACUGAACAUACAUGAAACUGGAAACACCAGAGAACCUUGCCAGUCUAAAAACUGUAUAAACUGUUUAAAUUUGUGUUCUGGCAUUAGUCUAAAUCAAGGAAUCCACAUAGGAAAGAAAAAAGACAAUGAUUCAGAAAUUGAUAAGGGUUUUCAUCCUAAACAAAAACUCAUGCUGAAACAAACCAAUAGUGGAAAGAAAUCUUACACAUGUAGUGAAUGUGCCAAAUGUUUCACCAAGAAAUGUGACCUUGGUAUUCAUCAGAGAAUUCAUGCAGGGGAGAAACCUUACAAGUGUAGUGAAUGUAUUAAAUCUUUUACCCAGAAAUGCAAUCUUAGAAGACAUCAGAGACUUCAUACCGGAGAGAAACCUUACAAAUGUAGUGAAUGUGACCAAUGCUUUACUCACCAAUGCAGUCUUAUUAUUCAUCAAAGAAUUCAUACAGGUGAGAAAGCUUACAAAUGUAGUGAAUGUGACAAAUGCUUUACCCACAAAAGUGACCUUAGAAGUCAUCAGAGAAUUCAUACAGGAGAGAAACCUUACAAAUGUAGUAAAUGUGACAAACAUUUUACCACCAAAGGUGAACUUAAAAGUCAUCAGAGAAUUCAUAUAGGAGAGAAACCUUACAAAUGUAGCGAAUGUGGGAAAUACUUUACCCAAAAGGGGAGUCUUGUUAUUCAUCAGAGAAUUCAUACAGGAGAGAAACCUUACAAGUGUAGUGAAUGUGACAAAUGCUUUACCCAAAAAUGCAGUCUUAUUUUUCAUCAGAGAAUUCAUACAGGAGAGAAUCCUCACAAAUGUAGUGAAUGUGACAAAUGCUUCACCCUCAAAAGUGAUCUUAGAGUUCAUCAAAGAAUUCACACAGGAGAGAAACCUUACAAAUGUAAUGAAUGUGACAUGUCUUUUAUCAAGAAAUCCAAUCUUAGAAGACAUCAGAGAAUUCAUACAGGAGAGAAACCUUACAAAUGUAAUGAAUGUGAAAAAUCCUUUACCCACAAAUGCAGUCUUAGUAUUCAUCAGAGAAGUCAUACAGGAGAAAGACCUUACAAGUGUAGUGAAUGUGACAAAUGCUUUACCAACAAAGGCUACCUUGUAAGUCAUCAGAGGAAUCAUACAGGAGAGAAACCUUACAAAUGUGAUGAAUGUGACAAAUGUUUUACCCACAAAUGCAGUCUUAGUAUUCAUCAGAGAUCUCAUACAGAAGAGAAACCUUACAUAUGUAGUGAAUGUGGAAAAUUCUUUAGCCAUAAAUAGUCUUCGUACUCAUCAGAGAAUGCAUACAGUAGAGAAAAUUUACAAAUGAAAUGAAUGAGACAAAUUCUAUACCAAGAAUAUAUCAGAGCUUACAUAUUGGAGA
Messenger RNA from Mus pahari (shrew mouse), 2340 nucleotides. Its product is annotated as zinc finger protein OZF-like. NCBI's taxonomy places the organism in Eukaryota, Metazoa, Chordata, Mammalia, Rodentia, Muridae. The record is from RefSeq and is a predicted model, not a curated record. Gene Ontology annotation, biological process: regulation of DNA-templated transcription.